UCAGUGCACAGAGAGGGGGAAGGAUUCAAACAUUCAUUAGAAGCCACUAGAAUUACCCCCGGAUGCUCAAAUGAAACAGUCUGAAACAAGAUGAAAGAAGAAUAAGCUACUUUAUUAAGAAGGCUUCUGCUGGAUUCAAUGCAACUCAAAGGAAAGGGGUAGCCAGGAGCUCCCCAGAGACCCUGGCUCUGCAGUGAUAUUUGUUACAUAGACACAAGAAGCAGAGAGAACAGAAGCCCAGAGAUCCCAGCAGCCAUGGCCUCAGGGACUCCUGUACGGGAAAUCCAAGAGGAAACCAAAUGUCCCAUCUGCCUGGGAUAUCUGACGGACCCAGUCACCAUACAGUGCGGGCACAACUUCUGCCAAGGCUGCAUCACUCAGUUCUGUGGGACAUGGGAAGAGCAGGACUCUGACCCCAUGUGCUGCCCCAGCUGCAGAGCCCGAAUCCGGAAAGGGGCUUUCCAGAGUAAUUAUCAGCUAGCAAAUAUAGUGGAAAAAAUCAAACAAAUGGAUUUCAAACGAGGAAAAGAGAAUCUGUGUGAGAGACACGGCAAAGCCCUGGAUCUGUUCUGUGAAGAGGACGGGGAAGCCGUGUGUGUGGUUUGUGAGAGAUCCCAGGAGCAUAGAUCUCACACGGUACUUCUCAUGGAUGAUGCUGCCCAGAAAUACAAGGAAAGAAUCCAGGCCCAUCUGAAAACUCUGACGGAAGAGAGAGAAAAGCUGCUGGGAUUGAAAGCGACUGGAGAGAGGAAUUGCCGAGAAUAUCUGAAACAAACACAAACCGAGAGGCAGAAGAUUGUGUCUGAAUUUCAGCAACUGCAGCAGUUCCUGGAGGAACAAGAGCGACUCCUGCUGGCCCAGCUGGAGAAGCUGGACAAGGAGAUUGUGAGGAUCCAGAAUGAAAAUGUCAGUAAACUCUCCGAGCAGAUUUCCCAUCUCAGUGAGCUGAUCAGUGAGGUGGAGGGGAAGUGUCAGAAGCCAGCGAGUGAAUUCCUACAGGAUGUCAGAACCACCUUGAGCAGGUGUGAGAAGGGGAAGUUCCAGCAGCCAGAGGAGAUUUCUCCUGAACUGGAAGAGCGAGUCUGUGGUUUCUCCCAGAAAAUGAUUGUGCUAAUGGAGAUUCUGGGGAAGUUCAAAGACACUCUGCCAUCUGAACUGGAGAGAAAAAGGAGAGAAUCAUUUGGAGCACACAGACAGGACACUCUGCUGUCUGCACUGGAGACACAAAUUGGAGAACCCCUAGGAGCACACAGACAGGUGAAUGUGACUCUGGAUCCAGACACGGCUCAUCCCAACCUCGUCCUGUCUGAGGAUCGGAAAAGUGUGACACGGGGACACACACGGCAGCGACUGCCUAACAACCCUGAGAGAUUUGACUCUUGGGCAUGUGUGCUGGGCUGUGAGGGAUUCACCUCGGGGAGACAUUGCUGGGAGGUGGAAGUGGGGGAUGGGAGAUGCUGGGCUGUGGGGGUGGCCAGAGGGUCUGUGAGGAGGAAGGGACGGAUCAGCCAUAGCCCUGAGGGGGGGAUCUGGGCUGUGGAGCGAUGGGAGGAUCAGUUCCAGGCUCUCACCUCCCCUGUGACCCCCCUGCCCCUGAGCCGGGUCCCCAGCAGGAUCCGGGUUUGUCUGGACUGUGACCGGGGGCAGGUGACAUUUAUCGAUGCUGGUGACGGGGCCCCGAUCUUCACUUUCCCGCCGGGCUCCGUCCCUGGGGAGAGAAUCCGACCCUGGCUCUGGGUGUGGGACAGAGACACCCGGCUCCGACUGUGUCCCUGA
Mauremys reevesii (Reeves's turtle) is the source of this 1776-nucleotide messenger RNA. RefSeq names its product zinc finger protein RFP-like. The transcript is spliced from 9 exons. NCBI's taxonomy places the organism in Eukaryota, Metazoa, Chordata, Testudines, Geoemydidae. Bases 256 to 1776 code for a protein of 506 amino acids. The record is from RefSeq and is a predicted model, not a curated record. Gene Ontology annotation, molecular function: zinc ion binding; protein binding.